This is a messenger RNA of Miscanthus lutarioriparius, 675 nucleotides long. The record is from the annotation of a GenBank genome assembly. Lineage: Eukaryota; Viridiplantae; Streptophyta; Magnoliopsida; Poales; Poaceae.
AUGCCUGUACCGGCCCGUUUUGUUUCCUUGCCUGCGGUGGGUGCUGUGUACUUCCCUCAGGGCCACAGCGAGCAGGUAGCAGCAUCAACAAACAAGGAAAUGGAGUCUCAGAUCCCCAAUUAUCCUAAUUUGCCGCCACAGCUUAUAUGCCAACUGCAUAAUGUGACGAUGCAUGCUGAUGCAGAGACAGAUGAGGUAUAUGCACAGAUGACACUGCAACCACUCAACCCGCAAGAACUGAAGGACCUAUAUUUACCUGCAGAAUUAGGUUCGGCCAACAAACAGCCAACAAACUAUUUCUGCAAAAUAUUAACAGCAAGUGACACAAGUAACAUUAGUUGUGGGUUCUCUGUUCCCUGUCGAGCAGCUAGGGUAACAUUAGUUGUGGGUUCUCUGUUCCCUGUCGAGCAGCUAGGAAAGUGGUUCCUCCACUGGUCAGCCAAAGCGGCAUCUUCUAACGACAGGCUAGAGUGUCUUUGUUUGGGUUUGACAAUUUGGUCUGAAAUCAACUAUGCAGUUCUUCACCAAGCCAAAGAAUUACAAGGUUUUGCAUCCACUGCAUUUGCUAGUGAGCACAGCGCAGGGAGCAGCAGCAGCAGAAGCAAUGAGCAGCAGGGAGCACAGUGCAGUGACCAGAGCAGCAGGUGUGCAUCAAAGUCAGCUGUAUUUUGUUAA